AUGGGAAACAAUUUAUGCGGAUUGGAGGAGGAGAAGAAACAUGUUUUACAUCCGGAAUCCAAAAUCAUCACAACCAGAACAAUCGGUAAAAGCACAAUCUCAAUAAUCCAGGCUGACGUAGCUGAAGAAUUGACAGAUGUCAUUGUGAAUGCAUCUCAUGAGCCGGCGUGGUCAUAUCUAUCAAAAAGAGAUAAGAACAACAAAGCCAAUGAGCUCACCCAGCAAAGUAUGUUAUAUUCAAAUUCAACAAUAGUGAAAAUAGGGGAAAUGAUUAAAACUAAAAGCGAAAAUGUUAACUCUCUAGAACUAUAUCACGUGCGUUUACCAUAUUAUUAAGAUACAAGGGAUUUAUUAUUAAUAUUUUAGAGCUAUCAAGCAUGUUUGAGACAAAAGGGAUUCAACUCCAUAUCCUUUACUGAGUAGAACUCCCCCAACUUUGCAAUUCCCAAGCAAUUUCACGCCGAAGUUCUCAUCAGAGCAAUCUUAUAGUUAUUGAAAUGA
Molecule: messenger RNA, 501 nt
Organism: Paramecium tetraurelia
Lineage: Eukaryota; Ciliophora; Oligohymenophorea; Peniculida; Parameciidae
Exons: 5
Source: RefSeq, a predicted model, not a curated record